AUGGGAGAGCCAAAGUCGAAACAAUUCGAAAACAUUUACUAUGGACUUUCUAACUAUCCCGGAAUCCUCAAGCUCGCACCAAGUGGUCUUGGAUGGAAGACUGCGGAUUCAGAAAAUAUAGUAACGAUUUCCGCCGAAGAGUUUAAGAGAAUACAGUGGAUGCGUGUUGCUCGAGACUAUCAGUUAAAAGUAGCACUAAAAAAUGGAAGCGCAGCCAGAUUUGAUGGUUUUGCUAAAGAUAAUUUUGAAACGCUGAGAGAAAUAAUUCGUACAAAUUACAAGUUGACUUUGGAGACAAAAGAACUGAGUGUUAAAGGGUGGAAUUGGGGAAAAACAGAUUUUCAGGGGUCUCAAUUACUUUUUAACAUUGGUAACAAAACCGCAUUUGAGAUUCCUCUAUCGCAGGUUGCGAACACCAAUCUUCAGAAUAAGGUCGAAGUAAGUCUUGAGUUCUCACAGCCGGAACAGUUGGGCGAAGAUGCAAAAUCCAAAAGCCGAAAGGCUCCCGUACAUGAACUUGUUGAAAUGAGGUUUUAUAUUCCUGGAAGCACCACGGUUACAAAGGAAGGUGAAUCUGGAGAGAAGAAUGAAGAGGGUGCAGAGGAGGAAGAGGAGGAAAUGAGUGCAGCGAGUUUGUUUUACGAGACAGUAAAAGAAAAAGCAGAUCUCACUCAGGUCUCCGGAGAAGGGAUUGUACUAUUUCAAGAUGUGCUCUUACUUACACCGCGUGGUCGGUACGAUAUUGAAAUAUUUCCUACUUUCUUCCGACUUCGCGGUAAAACAUAUGAUUACAAAAUUCAGCAAACAAGUGUCGGGAACUUAUUUUUACUACCGAAACUUGACGACCUUCACGAAAUGUUUGUUAUUGGCCUGGACCCUCCGUUAAGACAAGGUCAAACACUUUAUCACUUUUUAGUACUCCAGUUUAAAAAAGAAGAAGAAAAAGAAAUCCAAUUAAAUCUUGACGAGUUUGUAUCCGAGACCGUCCAGAAAGAGUACGGUGGGAAACUUGAGCCUCAAUAUGAGGCACCAGUAUAUGAGGUCUUCAGUAAUGUAUUUCAUGUAUUGGCCAAAAAGAAAAUCAUCCGACCAUCAAGUUUCUCAAGUCAACACGACGAGGUAGCAGUCAAAUGCUCCCUGAAAGCUAAUGAGGGAUAUUUAUAUCCACUUGAAAAAUGUUUCCUUUUUAUUCCGAAACCGCCAACACUCAUAAAAAAUGGUGACAUUGAUAAAGUUGUCUUCUCCAGAGUAUCAAUGACAGGUAACUCUGGAAAAGGCGCACUUACGACAUCUAGAACUUUUGACGUAAAGUUCUGCAUGAAGAGUAGUCUGGAAUAUCAAUUUUCUAGUAUAAAUAGAGAAGAAUUCGAUCAUCUGGAUGCUUACUUCCACAGCAAGAACAUAAGAACAGAAAAUGACACCGAAGAAAAAGGUCAACAGGUUCUUGACGUCUAUAGUGAAUACUUUGGUGGCGAUUCUGAUGACGAUUUGAAACGGGAUCCAAAGCGAGACGAUGAUGAGGAUUCCGAAACUGUUGAUGAAGAUUUCGUGGAUGAAGAUUCUGAUAGUGAUGUAGCGGAGGAAUACGAUGAGAACUAUGCAGGAAUCGGAUCUUCCGAAGAAGACGAAGUGCCAAAGAAAAAAGUUAAAGUUUCCAAGUCCAAAUCUUCAAAAUCUUAG
Acaulospora morrowiae is the source of this 1680-nucleotide messenger RNA. Lineage: Eukaryota; Fungi; Glomeromycota; Glomeromycetes; Diversisporales; Acaulosporaceae. The record is from the annotation of a GenBank genome assembly.